CCCCAAAUAUAUUAUGUCCUACAAAACCCUAACACACAAAAUAACACAGCACGCUCUGUCUCUGUGUGUGUGUCUCUCUCUCUCGCUAUCGCUUUCUUUUUUCAAGCUCUCUCUGUACAACGAUGGCAACACAUUCGUUGGACGAAGAAACUGCGAAGAAAGUUCUCCGACAGGUUGAGUUUUACUUCAGUGAUAGCAAUCUUCCAAGGGACAAUUUUCUCAAGAAAACCAUCAGUGAGAGCGAAGAUGGAUUGGUGGAUUUGGCAUUGAUAUGUUCGUUUUCUCGGAUGAGAGGUCAUCUCAAUUUGGGGAACAUGAAGCCUGAUGAGGUCCCUGAAGAUACUGUUAAGGCGGUUGCCGAAACUCUUAAAACUUCUACUUGUCUAAAACUUUCUGAAGAUGGGAAAAAGGUGGGUAGGACUACAGAACUUCUAAAGCCAGAAGACGUAAUAGAGCAGUUAGACAUAAAAACAAUAGCUGCAUCACCUUUUGAGUACAACGUGACUCGUGAAGUUUUGGAGACAUUUUUUAAUGAAUUUGCCAAGGUUAAUAGUGUGAGGUUGCCUCGUCAUGUUGGAGAUAAGAAGUUCUUUUGUGGCACUGCUUUGAUCGAAUUUUCUACAGAGGAGGAUGCUGAAAAGGUUUUGAAGCAAAGUUUGGUUUAUGCGGGUGUGACACUAGAACUAAAACCCAAGAGGGAUUUUGAUGUCGAGAGAGCUAGAGAGGCGGAGGAAUAUGAGAAGUCUCGUUCCCUUGGGGUUUCAAAUCGUAAGAAUAAUUCAAAUGCAGAAGCAAACUACCCAAAAGGCUUAAUUGUUGCAUUUACAUUGAAGAGCAAGUCAAAUCGUGGCUCCACAGAAAAAAUUGAUACUAAUGACACAGCCAAUGAUGGUAAAAUUAUUAGCAAAACAGAUGGAGGAUUAGAUUCCUCAGAAAAUGUGAAUACAGAAACUGAAAAGAUGGUUGCAGAUGAUGUUAGCACAGAUGAAAAAACCCCUGGAGAGAAUAUUGAGAAGGAUGACAAAGAAAAUGUUGAUGAGAACAAUGGUUUGGGAAGUGAAGAAAAAGAAACUGAAGACGUAGAGGAUUCUCCUGAAGCAGGUGGUGAUAAAGAAGAGAAAUCUGCUGCUUCUGUCUACAAGGAUGACAUGAACGUUGUUUUGCGUGAGGAUCUGAAGGUCAUCUUUCAAAAGUUUGGCAAAGUCAAGUUCAUUGAUUUCAAGAUUGGAGAAGAGUCGGGAUACAUUCGGUUUGAGCAACCUGAAUCAGCUCAGAAAGCUCGUGCUGCCGCUGUCCUUGCUGAACAAGGGGGUCUCCCUGUGAAGAAUUUCAUUGCCACCCUAGAACCAGUAAUUGGUGAUGAUGAAAAGGAGUACUGGAGCUUUCUCCGUAAUAAUCAAGAUAGGCGCCGGGAUAACAAGGGCAACCGAGGAAGGGGAGGAAGAUACAAUAAUAGAGGUGGGAAACAUGGCCGCUCUAGAGAAAACGACUCUGGAACAGGUCGGCCAAAUAAAGCUCAGAAAGUUGGAGCUUAAUAAGAGUCAUCAGCCAUCAGUGAAGCUUAAAUCGGUUAUCGAUCAUUUUUUUCUGGACACCUUUCGACUUUUGGUGAAUAAGUACGCACUGCUUAUUGAUCACCUGGUGUCUCUUAGCUAUAUAAGUUUAUGCUUUUCAUAGUAUAAAAUGUGUUGAAUAAUUUUACUAAAUUGCCUUUUUUUUGAACGAUCCCUUCUACUAUCAAUGUACUAAACAAAUUUUGUUAUUUGGUUCUAUUUGUUACCAUUCGUAAA
Molecule: messenger RNA, 1790 nt
Organism: Quercus robur (English oak)
Lineage: Eukaryota; Viridiplantae; Streptophyta; Magnoliopsida; Fagales; Fagaceae
Product: la protein 1
Exons: 10
Coding region: 123-1535 (470 amino acids)
Biological process (GO): RNA processing
Cellular component (GO): nucleus
Molecular function (GO): mRNA binding
Source: RefSeq, a predicted model, not a curated record